AUGUCCAAGUCAAGAUACUCAGAAUUAUCUAGAGCAAGUUAAAAAACUUAGCAACUUAUGGAAGAAAUAAGCUCAAUGAAUGAAUCAAAGUUAGUUAAAGCCCAAGGAGCUAUUGAUGCGAAUACUCUUUACAAUAUAUGGGCUGCAUUAGGGAGCCUCAUUUCCAAGAGCUUAAAACUUGGUAGAGCUUUGCAGAUCCCAAAAUUUGGAACUUUUACAUUUUCAUAUCCAGAAAUAGAUUUAAAACAUACUACAAAUGCUGAAAGUAGAAACUCUGAAAAUAGAGAACCUGUUUUUAUUGUUUCUAAAGAAUUUGCUUAGGGAUCUGAAAUUAAAAGUGGAGUCUUCAGAGAGAAAGGUUUGAGGCCAUUUCAACUAACAAGUCUAAAUGGAAAUAUCUAAAUGACCUAACUUUCAUUUACAGAGCUUGGAGCUCUUUCUAAAACAGACAAGGAUAUUGCCUACUUGGCUAUUUAAAGGAUAAAAUAUCGACUUGAACAACUAAUAAAAUAGAAUCCAUUAAAUGAAGCUAUCGUUUUGGAAAUACCUUGCGUGGGUACUUUGAUGAUAAAAAAUAGUGUUUGCGCUGUAAAUUUUAGUGAAUUUCUUGUCGUUCAAUUACAAGGAAUAUUCAAAGAAACCAUGGACUAGAGGAGAAGCAAAAUAAGCAAUUUAACUUCUUUGAAGCUUUAGCAACUAGAAGAAAACUAUAAAAACUUAGAUGAAGGGGCUAAAUAAUGGUUGGGAAAAAAUCUAAAUAUUGAUGCAGAAAAAGAUUGGAAAAGAAAGAUUUUUUUUGCCAAAACUCCUGAUGCUCUUUCAAUAAAAAAUGAUGAUAUUAUAUCACAAUUCUAGAGGACAUCGUGCUCUACUCUUUUUGGCACAGUAGGCAAUAAGGCCUAUAGGCCAAAAAGAUUUUCAGAUAAACCAGAAAAAUUUAAAACAGAAAGCGACACAACCAGUGUUAACAAUUAGCCUAAAGAAAGCGCUGCAUAAACAAUAGCCAACUAUAAGAUAUUUAAACAAUUUUAAAAUUUUAUAAAAAACAAAUUUAUGAGCUCUGAAGCAAGCUUUAAAUUAGUUCUAAAUGAAGGAACUGGAAAUCAACAUUUGAAAAAUUUAAUGAUUGAUUAGACUACAUUUAAGGGCGGCUUGUAAAAAAUCAGCUUUGAAAUAUCAGAUUAAGAUUUAGAAUAGCUCUUCAAAUUCAUAGACAAUAAAAAAGACGGACUUAUUGAUUAAGAAGAAUGGAAUUAGCACUUUACUUUUGACAGAACUCCUUAAGAAUGGAUUUAAUCAGUCAAAAGUAGAGAGAAUAUAAAUUAAUCUGAAUUAAUGAAAAAUAUGGGAAUUUCUAAAAAUAAAUUGGAACUCUCUUUUUAAGAUGUUGUUAUAUGUAUUAAAAGGCUUAUGAAUUGCAAGCUGAACGAAUCUGACAAAAUAACAAAAUUUAUACUCAAAGAUAAAUAGUCUAUUAGUGUUAAAAACCUAAUUUCUGUUUUUACCAAUUAAAGUAGCAGUACUCUAAUUUAAAUUAAUGAAUAAGACGGGUUAAAAUCUGAAGCACUUUAACAAGGCUCUAAGGUUUUAGACAAGAAAAAACAAAAUUUAAAAGAUGGAGGAGAUAAUUCCGAUGAAUGGCUUAUGGAAAUGUAUAAAAAAAUUAAAAGAAAUUUAAAUUCAAGGUUAGACAAAGAUGUUUUACAAAAUAAAUUACAACAAAUGGAUGCUCAUAAUAGAGGAUAUUUAGAUAUGAUAAAUUUUAGCAGUUGCUUACUUUAAUGCAAAUUAGGUUUGAAUCCUUAAGAAAUAGAUAAAAUUUGUGAGUUAAUAGAAAAAUCUGAUGCAUCACUUCAUAUAGAUUAUUCUAAAUUCUUAUAGAAAGUUGAAAAUUCACUUAAGAUUUAAAAUUCUAAAGAAGGACUUGAUUUUAUUGCUACAUAAAUUUAGAAUUAUAUAAAAAUGUAUUGCAAUAAUGAUGUCCACAAGUUUUUGUAAAAGCUCAAACUAGUUAAUCAGCAAAAAAAAAGCAAUUAAAAUACAGAAGGAAUGCUUUUAAACAAUUUUGUGAAAGGUUUGCAGCAACUCAUUUUUUAGAAAGAUCCUCAAAUCAUAGCAAACAGUUGCGAUAUUAUAGAUAUAGACAAGGACGGAUUUAUUGAUAAGUUUGACUUAGAAACAUUUCUGAAGAGAUAUUCGUAUAUACAAUCGUCUAUAGGCCAUAAUGAUUUUAGCCAAUCCGAUUUUACCAAAAAUCAAGAAAAUUACAGAGUUUUUCCUACUAAAGAAAUUUAAACUGAUUAACUGGAAAGAAUUAUCAGAGAUUUAAAAAAUCACUUAGUAGAAAGAAAGAUUUCUCUUUAUGAUAGUUUCAAGUUUUUAGAUAGUAAUAAUGAUGGUUUUAUAACUAUUUCUGAAUUAAAUGAGAACCUAUAGAAAAAUUUGCAAUUUUAGCUAAGUUAGUUGGCAAUAAAUGGACUCUUUUCCUAUUUAGACUACCUAAGAAUAGGAAUGUUUGAUUAUUCUAGGUGGCAUUAAGUUUUAUCUAGAAUUAUCUUGCAAACAGAGCCUAUAAUAAGCGAUAACUUCGAUUACUAGUAUUAGCUUAUUAAAUAAGUUCAAGAAUGGUUUGCAAUUCAAAACAUGAGCUCGCUAGAUGCUUUCAGGAUUGCUGAUAAGGAUUUUGAUGGGUAUAUUAAUAAAGAAGAUUUAAAGAAAUUCCUUCUAGAAAAUGUGAAUGUGAGUUCAAAAGAAUUAACAGUUCAAAACUUAGAUAGACUUUUUAAAUUAAUUGACAGAUCUAAGAAAAAUAGCAUAGACAGAAAUGAUUUUAUAGUAUUAAUAGAUCCAAAGAAUUAAAUAAGUUAAAUAAGUUAGAAGAGCUUAAAGUCAUUUAAAUCAAUAGGAAGAUACUAAACAGUCUCUGACUCAAUAAAGACUAGCGAAUCUAAUGGGUUUGAACCAGAUAACUAAAAUUGGAUAAAAAAUUGCUUAUAGUAAAUAUCUAUUUACUUUUCUAAAUAAGAAAAAAAUAUAUAAGAGUAAUUUGAGAUUGUCUCUGGAUAUAAACCCUAAGUUACUUAUUCACGGUUUGUAAAAUGGAUAGAGCAAUCUGAUGCUCUCCAUGGCUUUAAUCUUACAGACAAGCUUUCUUAGCAAUUAUUUUCCUAUCUAGAUCCUCACAAAAAAGGUUUUAUAACAAUAAAGGAUUGGAAAAAUUGCUUAUCAAAUUACUUAGGAUAUGAAGAAGUCAAAUUGAAAGAAAUUAAAGAAGCCCUGCUUAGUAGUUUUAGUACUAUUUUGGAAGGAUUCAAUUAUCUAUCGAAUAAUAAACUAACUAUUAAUUUUCUUAAUUUCUCUAAGGCAAUGAGCAACUUAUUUCCAGGUCAAUAUAAUUCAACGAUUAAAUAAAAAAUAUGGCUAUAAAUGAUUCAACAAAUAGGAAUCAAUGUAUAAUUAGCUUUAAAAAGCACAAUUGAUUUCUAGCAAUUUUGCUAAAUAUUUGAGUUAGAUUCAAAAGACCAACAGAUUAUUAGCAAUAGUUUCAAACAAAAAUCAUUUAAGUCUUCAAAUAUCUCUAGCCUUUGCUCAAGCUCGUUUCCUCCUUAAGAGAGUGUUUGCUAUGAUGAUUGUGCUAAGGCUUUCAAGAGGAUGAAAAAUUUACUAUUCUUAAGCAACAAGAACAUACUGCAGGAGUUUUAGAAAGUUGAUACUUCUGGAUUGGGAUAUGUAAGUAUUAUAGAAUUCAAGAAUAUUUUACAAAAUUUGAACCUAGGUUUAAGUGGAUCUGAUAUUAAUUUGAUAAUUUAAUUUAUUGAUCCCACAUCUUCUAAAGUUUGCAGCUACAAAUAAUUCUUAAAAAGCAUAAAAAUUGAUAGUAAUACUGAAUCUAUUCUUAAGAGAUCAAGCAACCGCAUAGUGACUCUUAGGAAAGCUCUAUAUGAAUAUAUGAUCACACCAAAAGAUGCAUUUAGAUAAGCUGAUUCUUCUAAAAAGGGUUACAUGAAUUUCUAAGAUUUUAGCAAAUUUAUGGAAUAAAUUCAAAAUCUUUCAAAAUCAGAAGAACAUCUUGGUUUUUAGAUUUUAAGGGAUAUGUUUGACUUUAUUGAUGUGAAAGGAGAUGGGAUUAUUGAUCUUUAAGAGUGGUUAUCUGCUUUCAUGAAAUACGAAGAUUGUAGAGUGAGAAGGUUUGGAUUCUCAUCACAUUCUAAUUAAGAAGAGAGUUCAAAAGAAAAUUCGAUAGAUUUUAAAACAAAGGGGAACCAGUCUGUAAGAAAUGAAAAUUACAAGCAAGUAAUAUCAGCUAGCAAAACGAUGAUGGAUUUCUUACCAAAAAAGCUAGAAAAUUUUAAUAGUAGGUCAAAGCAAAAGACUAAUACAACUGUAAAGAGUCUUUUAAAUUAAAGUAGCAAGUAAUUAAUGCAGACACUGAGUGAUUCAAAAAUAAUAAAAAGUAUAAACGAUUACUAUGCACAAAACAGUAUAAAUCCUACUUAGUGGGAAUAAUCAAGCGAAUAUGAUAAAACUUAAAUGACUAUAGCAAGAAAUAGAAAGCAACUCCUUUAAUAAUUUAUGGAAGCUCACUAAAUUAUUGCUACCUCUCAGGGUGAAAAGCCGAAAAAAGAAGUUCAACAACAAGAUUAAAACAAUGAGGGAAGGAGUGGAUCACCUAAAAAGAGAUCUAUAUCCUUACCUAAAGUAGUUUCGAGUCAGAAUUCAUAAAAUUUAUUCUUGCCCACACAUAUUGUCUAAAAUAUUAUUAGCAACUUACUUGAAUCUCAAAAAAUAUAAGUUCAUUAAAAUUCUUGGUAAACAUUACUUGGAUUUGCAGAAAAACAACAAGGAUAAAUUGAUUUUAGAUUCUUACUGGAAGUCUAUAAGAAUAAGCUCAUACACUUAGAAGCUCCUCCCAACAUUCUUAAUCAGAAAUUGCAAUCUAAUAUACAGCAUGCAUGA
Messenger RNA from Tetrahymena thermophila SB210, 4956 nucleotides. RefSeq names its product EF-hand protein. Gene Ontology annotation, molecular function: calcium ion binding. The record is from RefSeq and is a predicted model, not a curated record. Lineage: Eukaryota; Ciliophora; Oligohymenophorea; Hymenostomatida; Tetrahymenidae. The transcript is spliced from 17 exons. Gene Ontology annotation, cellular component: nucleoplasm.